Messenger RNA from Pyrus x bretschneideri (Chinese white pear), 1900 nucleotides. Its product is annotated as E3 ubiquitin-protein ligase RGLG2-like. Bases 224 to 1552 code for a protein of 442 amino acids. The record is from RefSeq and is a predicted model, not a curated record. The transcript is spliced from 12 exons. Lineage: Eukaryota; Viridiplantae; Streptophyta; Magnoliopsida; Rosales; Rosaceae.
GUGUCGACCUGUCUGUCUCUCAUAGACUCAGCAUUACGCUCUUCAGUCGCCAAGUUGCAAACUUGCAACAACAACAAACGUUUGCCCAGUUACCACUUCAGCCCAUAGACUUCUCCGCCCUCUGAUUGACAACAACCUCGUCAACUCGGAUAUGCUCCAAACUCCAAAGCAUCAUCUUCCUCUCGAAAAAUGUCGGUCUGAGAGUGUUCUAGUAGAAUAACUGAUGGGUGGGAAGAGUUCAAAACGUUCAACUUCGAGACAUCCUUCUUUUGGGACCGGAUCACGUUCUUGGAGUCAUCAGAGUUAUCAAGAGGCACCAUAUGCACAGCCACCAUUGAUACCAUCAUAUGCACCGCCAAGCCAGGACUACCGGCCACAGCAGUAUUAUGCACCUCCACCUCAAAGCCAUGGCAGUGCUUGGCCAACAGGGUCGGGUACAAAGUUUGGGAGAAUAAAUGAUGAUUACAAUAGCCUGGACCAGGUCACGGAUGCAUUGGCGCGUGCUGGUCUUGAGUCAUCCAAUCUUAUUGUUGGCAUUGAUUUCACAAAAAGCAACGAGUGGACAGGUGCAAGGUCAUUUCAUCGGAAAAGCUUGCAUCACAUUGGAGAAGAGCAAAAUCCCUAUGAACAGGGAAUAGCAAUUAUAGGGAAAACAUUGUCUUCCUUUGAUGAAGAUAACUUGAUUCCCUGUUUCGGAUUUGGAGAUGCAUCUACCCAUGACCAAGAAGUUUUCAGUUUCUACCCGGAUGAGGGAUCUUAUUGCAAUGGUUUUGAAGACGUAUUGAGACGAUAUAGAGAAUUAGUCCCUCAGCUACGACUUGCCGGUCCCACAUCCUUUGCCCCUAUUAUUGAAAUGGGCAUCACUAUUGUUGAGCAAAGUGGCGGUCAGUACCAUGUGUUGGUGAUAAUAGCUGAUGGGCAGGUGACCAGGAGUGUUGAUACCGAGCGUGGCCAGUUAAGCCCGCAGGAAAGGAAAACUGUUGAUGCAAUUGUUAAAGCGAGCGACUAUCCCUUAUCAAUUAUACUAGUUGGUGUCGGAGAUGGACCAUGGGAUAUGAUGAAAGAAUUUGAUGAUAACAUCCCUGCUCGGGCCUUCGAUAACUUUCAGUUUGUGAAUUUUACGGAAAUUAUGGCAAAGAAUAUAGACCGUUCGAGAAAAGAAGCAGAAUUUGCUCUUGCAGCACUGAUGGAAAUACCUUCCCAGUAUAAAGCAACACUAGAACUUAAUAUACUAGGUGCCACAAGAGGGAAGGCUAUAGAUAGGAUACCUCUGCCCCCACCUCAUUAUGGUUCGUCUUCUUUUAGCUCCCCCAAAACUUCACGAUCAAGUAGUUUUCGUCCAAGUGCACCUUCUAGGCAACGUGAUGAGUUUGUUAGCACAGCACAUCCUGCCGGUUCAACUUCCGACAAUCAUGUCUGUCCCAUUUGCCUAACCGAUCCGAAGAAUAUGGCAUUUGGCUGUGGACAUCAGACAUGCUGUGACUGUGGAGAAGAUCUUGACUUAUGUCCCAUAUGCAGAACCAGCAUAAUCACCCGAAUAAAGCUCUAUUAAAUGUUGACAUGAAAUUUGGACCGCUGCAACUUCAACUCUGAGUUCAUUUCCAUUCCUUGCAAUGUCUUCCAUCAAGAGGAACUGAGUCCCUUGUACAUAUCUUCCCUUUUCCUGGAUGAAGGAUGUCGACAUUUGGAGAUAUUGGUCGGACUUGGACGCCGACAGCUAGAAUUGCUCCUAUGGCGACUUCUGUGUUUGAAUUUGUGUUUCAUGUCGUUGUUUUCGCGUCUACUUAUUUCCACUUUUGUCCAAUUAAAUUCAACUAAUAACUGGUUGUAUGCCUCAUAUAUGUACACAAGACAUAUUUUGUAAUCAGUCAGUAGUAAAUCUCACCUUGUGGCUUGUCUA